Molecule: messenger RNA, 871 nt
Organism: Manis javanica (Malayan pangolin)
Lineage: Eukaryota; Metazoa; Chordata; Mammalia; Pholidota; Manidae
Source: RefSeq, a predicted model, not a curated record
GCUUCAGGAUUCAGUAAUGCCUGGCAUGUAGUAGGGAGCUCAAACUCUGUUCGCUUGCUCCCUGUUUCCUUUCCUCUUCUUUCUGUUGCAAGGCAGGGUGGCAUAGAACAGGACGGGAAGGGAGAGGUGCUGGCCUCAGGGAACCCUUUGGCAGAUCUCGGGGCAUGGACUAUGGGACCUGGUUUGCAGCGCUGGAGCCUUCUCUCCAUCUCCCUGUUUCCCAUCUUCCAAGGGUGAGCCUUCCGUGAGUGGACGACUAGGGCCACCGAGUGCCUGCCCUCUCAAAGCCCAGCGCUGAGCCAGUGUGGUGCAUGGAAGCCAGGAGCCGGGCUCCCCGAAGGUGGUGGUGCCCACCGGGGGUCAUGCCGCUGGCCUUUGCCGUUCUGCUCAGCUGCCUGCUCACCUCAGGUCAGGCCAGGGUCUACAGUCACUGCGAGCUAGCCAGAGUGCUGCAGGAUUUCGGCCUGGAGGGAUACCGGGGACACAGCCUGGCUGACUGGGUCUGUCUUGCUUACUUCACGAGUGGCUUCAAUACAGCUGCUGUGGACCAGGAAGCUGACGGAAGCACAAACAAUGGCAUCUUCCAGAUUAACAGCCGAAAGUGGUGCAAAAAUUUCCGCUCAAAUGAACCCAAUCUGUGCCACAUGUACUGCAGCGACUUGCUGAAUCCUAACCUCAAGAGUGCUGUUAUCUGUGCCAUGAAGAUAAGCCAGCAGCCCUUGGGCCUGGGCACCUGGGAAGCCUGGAGGCAUCACUGCCAGGGCAAGGACCUCAGCGACUGGGUUGAUGGCUGUGACAUCUAAGAUCCUGUCUGGAUGGACCAGGCCAUGCUUAUAUGGGAGAUACGGUUUGGUUCCUGACCCAGGCUUGG